AUGCCUACCAGGCUUGAAGAGCUUUGUGCCGAGCCACUGGAGUUUGAAGUGCCGGGGGCGCCUCCUGAGCCAAGUAUCGGUGGCGCGCCGCCGAGUCCGCAGAGGCCAGAGUUUUCGGAGAAUGAGCUCCUGAUACGCUGGGCGCUGGCGAGGUUAGACUGUCCGGCAAACUUUGGCUGGUCGGUUGUCGACGAGGACGAGGACGAAUUGCUUUGCCGAUGCGGGGGUGGCAGCCACCACCUCAACAUGACUUCGGUUACGAACAUACUUGCGCCAUUGGGGUACUCGAAAGAUGUCUUCAGAUCGCACGUGGACAGAACCCGCAGCAAGUAUGUUCAGAGGAACAUGAUCGAGCUCGUCAACGGCUUCCUCCAGGAGCACGCUGGGCAAAAGCCGGAGAAUCUAGAGGAGGUGGCCAGCCAGGUGGGUGCAGCCAUCGAGGCGGAAGAGAUGUUCACGAAAACCACAUCUGAGAAAUUCUGCCUUCAUGUAGAGCAAGAGAAAGCGGAGAAGGGAGACAAGCGCUACCAGAGUGAACUGCAGAAGUACCGAGGGCUCCAGGAACAGUAUGAAGGCAAGAUGGAGAUGGAGCGAAGACGACUGAAGGCGGAGUGGGAACAAGCGUGCAAGUACCGGAAGCAAGUGGAAGCAACCAGAAAGGACAUCCAGGCCAAGAUGGAUGAUAUGCGUGAACAUCAGCGCCGCCUCACGCACCGACAGCAAGAGAUCUGCGAAGCCUUUCCCAAAGCAGUGGAGAAGGGUUGGGAGGAAGCCUUCGUGGACCAUGUCCUCUCCUUGGCUGAGCUUGUGACCGGAUUUCCGCGCCAAGAGCGCCGCUCCGUGGAGGAGGCAGAUGAUGCAAUCCAAGCUGCUCGGGGAGUUAACGAGGAGCACCGGCAAGCCUGGGAGAACUGGCGCACGCGCUGGUCGGAUGUCCCCGAAGUUCUCAAGACGGUGGCGCAGGCUGAGCCCAAGGUGAGUGCGGAGGAGAAAGCUAGGAUGGAGGAGUCCGUGCGGUCUGCGGCAUCUGCUCUGAGAGCAGACUUUGCGACCAAGAUCAGUGCUGUGGUCCCGGAGCGCCGAGCCUUCUUCGAGGCAAAGUUGGAGGAAGUGACCAGGCAAUGGAAAGAAGUUGGGGGACGCUGA
Symbiodinium sp. CCMP2456 is the source of this 1146-nucleotide messenger RNA. NCBI's taxonomy places the organism in Eukaryota, Dinophyceae, Suessiales, Symbiodiniaceae. The record is from the annotation of a GenBank genome assembly.